AUGGUCGACACUCAAAACCAAAGUCCAUUUUAUCAAAUAAGUGAUACAAAAAAUACGGAUUUAUUACAUGAACGUCAAUCAGCAACAUUCGAUGUUGAACAACUUACACAAUUUGUAUUUGGUGGUCCAAAAAAUUAUUUCAAUAUAAAUAAACGACGUCAACUUACUCGUUUAGCUUAUGCACAUCCAAUUCAUAAAACUCACUUACCAUUGGAAUAUCUUGAUGCUGAUGAACAUUAUUCAUUACUUAUUCGUAAAAGUUUGACUGGUAUUAAAGAAGCACAACGUUUAAAUAUAACUGAUACUAAAUAUAUUGGCUGGUUUUUAAGUAUUUUUACAAAUGGACGAUUUAUAUUUGGUUUACAUACUGGUAUGUUUAUUAAAACACUUGAAACAAUGGCUAGUGAUGAACAAAAAGAAAAGUUUUUACCCCUUGCACGUUCAUUUCAAAUAAUUGGUACAUAUGUUCAAACAGAAUUGGGUCAUGGUUCAAAUUUACAACGAUUAGAAACAGAAGCUGUUUUUGAUCGUACAACUGAUACAUUUAUACUUAAUACACCAACACUAACUGCAACAAAAUUUUGGCCUGGUGCAUUAGGUCGAUCAACAAAUUAUGUUUUACUUAUGGCACAAUUAUAUACACCAGAUCGAAAUCAUCCAUGUGGUUUACAAAUGUUUUUUGUUCAAAUUCGAGAUUUAAAUACACAUGAACCAUUACCAGGAGUAGAAGUCGGAGAGAUUAGUACUCGAUUUGCACAUGAAGUUGGUGAUAAUGGAUAUCUUCGAUUAACUAACGUACGAAUUCCACGAAAUCAUAUGCUUAUGAAAUUGGCCAAUGUUGAUGAACAAGGUAAUUUUCAUCGUCUUGGUGAUCCUCGUCUUCUUUAUGGAGCGAUGCUUGCAACACGUGUUAGUCUUUGUGCUUUUUUUUCAAUAUUACUUGGUCGUGCUGUUACAAUUGCUAUUCGAUACUCAGCGGUUCGACGUCAAGGACAAAAUCCAAGCGGAAAAGAAACACUUGUUCUUGAUUAUCCAUUACAACAAGAAAAAUUAGUGCCAUGUUUAGCUACAACUUAUGCAUUCUUUUAUUCCUUUAUAAAACUGGAAAAUCUACGUGCACAAAUUUUAGACAGUGAUAUAAUCUUAUUUGAACAAUUACCAGAACUUCAUGCGAUAUCAUCUGGUUUAAAAGCAUAUACAUCAACAAUAGCUGAACGAUUUUCUCAAAUAUGUCGUGUUGCUUGUGGUGGUCAUGGAUAUUUAGUAGCUAGUGGAAUAAAAAAUAUUAAUAAUAUGCUUGAUGCAGGAUGUAGUUAUGAAGGUGAUAAUUUUGUUUUAUUUCAACAAACAGCUAGAUUUCUUCUAAAAGUUAUACAACAAGCCGAUGAUAACGAUGAAAUCAAUAAUGAAUCAUCAAUUGCUUAUUUAUUUUCAACAACAUCACCUCCAGUAACAAUUGUUAAUCUUGAUGAUUAUUGUCGUUUAUUUGAAUGUCGAUCACAAAUACUUUUAAAAUCAAUUUCGAAUCAAUUAGUUGAAUCAUCAUCAACAUCUUAUGAUAAAUCUUCAAAAAAUUCUAUUGAACUCGUACAUAUUGCUAAAGCUUAUGUUGAAACAUUUAUUUUACGAGCAUUAUAUGAUGCUGUACAUAAAGCAUCUGAACAUCAAUCAUUUGCAUUAGUUUUUGAACAAAUUUUUCAUGUAUUUGCUAUUCAUACAUUACGAAAUCAAGCAACUGAUUUUAUUCGAUUAAAAUUACUUACAGCUGAACAAAUUUAUCAAUUAGAAACUUCUACUCUACCGGAUAUGUAUGCUCGACUUCGACCAAAUCUUGUUACACUUGUUGAUGCUUUUGAUUUUCAUAAUAAUGAACUUGAUUCAUGUCUUGGUCGUUAUGAUGGUCAAGCUUAUGAAGCAUUAAUGGAACGAGCUCGACUUAAUCCAUCUAAUCGAUAUAAAGUUCAUCCAGUUUGGAUGUCAAUUAAACAAAAUACAAUGUCAAAACUCUAA
Rotaria sp. Silwood1 is the source of this 2010-nucleotide messenger RNA. The record is from the annotation of a GenBank genome assembly. NCBI's taxonomy places the organism in Eukaryota, Metazoa, Rotifera, Eurotatoria, Philodinida, Philodinidae.